Arabis nemorensis is the source of this 411-nucleotide messenger RNA. NCBI's taxonomy places the organism in Eukaryota, Viridiplantae, Streptophyta, Magnoliopsida, Brassicales, Brassicaceae. The record is from the annotation of a GenBank genome assembly.
AUGGCUCGUACCAAGCAAACUGCUCGUAAAUCUACUGGAGGAAAGGCACCUAGGAAGCAACUUGCUACAAAGGCUGCACGUAAGUCUGCACCGACCACUGGAGGAGUCAAGAAGCCCCAUCGUUACCGUCCUGGAACUGUUGCACUUCGUGAAAUCCGUAAGUACCAGAAGAGUACUGAAUUGCUUAUCAGGAAGCUUCCAUUUCAGAGGCUAGUCCGUGAGAUUGCUCAAGAUUUCAAGACCGAUUUACGUUUCCAAAGCCAUGCUGUUUUGGCUCUUCAAGAAGCUGCUGAAGCAUACCUUGUUGGUCUCUUUGAAGACACUAACCUCUGCGCCAUUCACGCCAAGCGUGUCACUAUCAUGCCUAAGGAUAUUCAGCUCGCUCGUCGUAUCAGAGGCGAACGCGCUUAA